UUAAGCAAGAGAAAAAGAGAAAAAAAAAAAAAGGCUCGACCAGCUUCCAACCAUGUCUUCUUCUUCUCCGCCACCUCUCAGCACUGAAAUAAAACCAUGCUUGCUUGAAAGCCUUAAACUAAAAGCCAACCCCAACCAACCCUUUGUAUAAAUUUAUACAGAGGGGCCGAGUGUGCAGAACGAAAGCGAAACUUAAACUGAAAGAAAGAGAAGGUUGGUCUGUGGCGGCACCAACCACAUUCCCUCUCCUCCAUCCCACCCAUAGAAAAGAAAUGUCCAAAAACAAAGCUAAGAAGGUAGUAGAACAUACACCCUAAUUGAUCCCGGUAACGUCUCCUAUCUCCAUUUCUCUCUUCAUCUCCACUCCAAAUUCAAUUCAGUUGAAGGGAUCUAAGUAGCUCCACUUCGAUUUCCAUUUCCAUUUCAAAUUCCAAUUCAAUUGAAUACCGAAUCAGAAAAAUUGAGAGUGCAAUCAACAACGAGAAGAAAAAAAUGUUUGUGCAAGAACGUUCCGCCCCCAAACCCCCAAAACCCUAUUCCGACAACCGCAACGGCGACAACCGCAACGGCGAGCACCGCCGUUUGGCCCUCCAUCCGGCUAAGAGUCUGGACUUCUCCACCUGGUUCGCCGACAAUCUUUACAAGAUCGUCGCCGUCUUCUUCCUCGUCGCCACCGUCGCCGCCCUCUUCUUCCUCAGGAGCGCCGGCGACACCGCCGCCCUCCUCUGCUUCGAGAAGACCCGCGCCGCCGACGCCACGGCUCCAUCCCGCAUCGCCUACCCCCAGAUCUCGUGGAACUCCAUCCGUCCCCUCGGCCCCUCCGCCGUCUCCCCCUACGGCUCCUUCCGCUCCGACCGCUGGAUCGUCGUGUCGGUCUCCGCCCCACCUUCCGACUCCCUCCGCGCCCUCACCCGCGUCAAGGGCUGGCAGCUCCUCGCCGUUGGCAACUCCCACACCCCUCCCGAUUGGUCCCUCAAAGGCGCCAUCUUUCUCUCCCUCGAGCAGCAAGCCCUGCUUGGCUUCCGCACCGUCGAUUUCCUCCCCUACAAUUCCCAUGUCCGCAAGUCCGUCGGGUAUCUCUUCGCCAUCCAGCACGGCGCCAAGCUGAUCUUCGACGCCGACGACCGCGCCGAGGUUAUCGGCGCUGACCUUGGCGAGCAUUUUGAUCUCGACCUCGCCGGCGAGGCCCAUGCGACGAAGCACCCGGUGCUCCUCCAGUACAGCCAUGCCGAUCCCAACAGGAUGGUGGUUAAUCCGUACGUGCACUUUGGGCAGCGGUCGGUGUGGCCGAGGGGGCUGCCGCUGGAGAAUGUCGGUGAGGUCGGGCAUGAGGAGUUCUACACCGAGGUCUUUAGCGGCCGGCAGUUCAUCCAGCAGGGGCUUUCCAACGGUCUGCCGGAUGUUGACUCUGUAUUCUACUUCACCCGCAAGUCGUCCAAUUUGGAGGCGUUCGACAUCCGGUUUGAUGAUGAUGCUCCCAAGGUCGCACUGCCGCAGGGCGUGAUGGCCCCUGUCAACUCUUUCAACACCAUUUUCCACACGCAGGCAUUCUGGGGACUGAUGCUGCCGGUCUCCAUCAGUUCGAUGGCUUCAGAUGUGCUGAGGGGAUACUGGGCGCAGAGGAUCUUGUGGGAGAUUGGGGGUUAUGUGGCGGUCUAUCCCCCAACCAUCCACCGGCCGGACAAGGCACAAUCAUACCCUUUCGCAGAAGAGAAGGACCUCCAUGUGAAUGUUGGCCGCCUUAUCAAGUUCUUGAUUCAAUGGAGAUCAAAGAAGCAGACACUCUUUGAGAGGAUCCUGCAUCUGAGCUAUGCAAUGGCUGAGGAGGGGUUCUGGACGGAGAAGGAUGUGAAGUUCACAGCCGCUUGGCUGCAGGACUUGCUCGCUGUCGGAUACCAGCAGCCAAGGUUGAUGUCAUUGGAGCUGGACCGGCCGAGAGCAACCAUUGGGCAUGGGGACAGGAGGGAGUAUAUCCCGAAGAAGCUGCCAUCUGUGCACCUUGGGGUGGAGGAGACUGGGACUGUGAAUUAUGAGAUUGGAAACCUUAUACGGUGGAGGAAGAACUUUGGUAAUGUUGUGCUUGUUAUGUACUGCACUUCACCUGUGGAGCGCACAGCCCUGGAGUGGAGAUUGCUCUAUGGCCGGAUAUUUAAAACAGUGAUCAUUCUGUCAAAACGGAACAAUACAGAGCUUGCUGUGGAGAAAGGCCAAUUAGGGCAAGCAUACAAGUACUUGCCAAAGGUUUUCGACCAAUAUAAAGGUGUGGAUGGAUUUCUAUUCGUUCAGGAUAAUAUGAUUCUUAAUUAUUGGAAUCUCCUGCAAGCAGACAAGACAAAACUGUGGAUAACCGACAAGGUCCCUCAUUCUUGGGUUUCUAUUCCCCUUGAUGGUAAUGGUGAGCAAUGGUUUAAAGAUCAAGGAGCAAUGGUGAAGAAGGUUGUAAGCAACUUUCCUGUACAUUUCCAGGUCAGUUACAAAGAAAGCAUGAGUGAAGAAAAGCUCAUCAUCUGUGGCAGCGAGAUAUUCUAUGUUCCUCAAAGAUUUGUGGGUGAUUUUGUUGAUCUUGUGGGACUUGUCGGAGACUUAGAUAUCCAUCACAAGAUUGCGGUGCCAAUGUUUUUCCUGGCAAUGGAUUCACCACAAAAUUUUGACUCUGGUGCUUUUGCCACAAUUAUUUAUAAGCCGAACCUGUCAGCUAAUGAGUCAUUCUCAAGUUAUUAUACAGCUAAAGCACCUGCUGUGUAUCCACUGGAAGUGCACGACGAGUCUGAUUUCAUAAAGCUUAUUAGAAUCAUGGCUGCAGGAGAUCCUCUCCUGAUGGAGCUGGUGUGAUCUAUUGGCAAAAUUUAAUUCGGUGCGUACACUUACGGUGGGAUGGAGAAACAUCAUUCUUGUUUGUUUCAUCAGUUUCCACUUUACGAAGCAGGAAGCUGCUGUAAUUUCAUUUCUUUUGUUUUUUUUUUUUAUUGUAGUCAUUCCGUUGUCGCUCUCUCUUUCCUUUUUUUUGGUUGAUGUUUGUUGUAAUAUGCAAGUUAAUUCAGAAAGAUUCUCCUUAAUUAUAUAUUGUAAUUUUCCUUGUCUAAAGCAAAAGAAAGAAGUUAUUGAGACA
Phoenix dactylifera (date palm) is the source of this 3109-nucleotide messenger RNA. RefSeq names its product putative glycosyltransferase STELLO1. NCBI's taxonomy places the organism in Eukaryota, Viridiplantae, Streptophyta, Magnoliopsida, Arecales, Arecaceae. The record is from RefSeq and is a predicted model, not a curated record.